AUGGACCAAUGUGGACUCUCUCAUUUACAGGUUGACUUCCUGUCCCUUGAACCUAUAGUUCCUGUCAUCUUAACUGUUGAGAGUGAAGCUGACAAGUUCUCAAUAAACCAGGAUACAGGUGUUCUCUCGACCAAAGCCAAACUAGACUUUGAGGAGACGAGCAGCUACACUGUGCAGGUGUCGAUAACGGAUGGUACUAACCGGGAUGUUGCAUCAGUCCUGGUUGAGGUGCUGGACAUCAAUGACAACAAUCCAGAGUUUGAAAUUCCCCCUGCUACUGUCCCAGUACCAGAGGAUCACAAGGUGGGAGAUGAAGUAACAUCCGUAACAGCCACAGAUGCAGAUUCAGGGUUUAAUGGUGAAGUGCGAUACACUCUCCUGGGAGGUGCUGGGAGAUUCAGUGUUGACCAAGAAACAGGAGUGAUAACUCUAGCAGCUCCGCUUGACAGGGAGACCCAGGAUGAGUACAGCUUAGUAAUCACUGCCCAAGAUCAGGGUCGCCCAUCACAUUCCGCUACCACCACUAUGGAAAUCUCCGUGACUGACAUCAACGACAAUGCUCCCAUAUUUUCCAAACAACAGUAUGAGACCACAGUGUCCGAGCAUGCAGAAGUAGGAACAAAUGUCAUAGACGUCAUGGCGACAGACAAAGAUGACGGUGAAAAUGCUAUCGUGACUUAUCACAUUGUCAAACAGGAGCCUUUUUCAACACCACUCGUCUUUACCAUUGAUGAAGGGUCUGGCUCCAUAAACCUAGCUGAAAAGCUGGAUUAUGGCAAAGCUAAGAGGUACACUCUAGAGGUGGAGGGACGAGAUGGAGGAAACCCUGUUCACACUGGCAGUGUUUCUGUAACGGUGUGGGUUGAGGACGCGAACGAUAAAGCUCCUGUGUUCAGUAAGGAGGACCAGUAUUAUGUGUCCGUCUAUGAAAACCUUGCAGGUGGAACUGCUCUGGUAUCUUUGGAGGUUUCAGAUGAGGAUGAGGGUGGGUUCUCUAAAGGUUUCUUUAUCAUGAACAGCGACACCUUCACGAUCGACAAUCAAGGAGUAAUAUCACUCAAGAGUGAUGCCACAUUGGAUAGAGAAACUAUAGACAGUUACAUCAUUGAGGUAAUAGCUGUAGACCAGCCUGAUGAUGGUUUAAGCUCCACAGCUCAGGUCAACAUCACUGUUCUGGACGUCAACGAUAACAACCCACAAUUCCUUCCUCUCCCAGAGCGCAUUGAGAUUCAGGAAGGUGUUUACACUCCCUCAUCACCUGGAGAGGUGUGCGUGAUAUCAGCCACAGACUCUGACAUUGGAGAAAACAGACGUGUCGCCAUCACUACUUACUCACACAGCAAUAUCUUCAGCUUCAAAGAUGAUGGAACUCUGCUAGCCAUCGAGGAGCUGGAUCGGGAGACACAAGAUGUGUAUGAUGUGGUCAUUGUUGCUGUGGAUCAUGGCAUCCCACAGGGAAAUAACAUCACCACAGUGAGGGUCAGUAUCACAGACGUCAAUGACAACGCUCCAGUCUUCAGCUCUGACACUUACAGCAGAAGCAUUCUGAUUAAAGACGCCAAGGUUGGAAAGUUGCUGCUGACAGUCUCUGCCACAGAUAAAGAUGCCGGAUCCAACGCAAUCAUUAGCUACAGUUUCUCUGAAGACUCUCCCAUGGUUGCACUGGACGCUGAAACAGGAGACAUUACUUUGACCUCUGACCUUAGUGAGGUCACAGAAGACAUGCUGCUAACCCUGACUGCUAUUGCGACAGAUCAUGGAACACCAGCACAGUCUGAUGAAGCUGAAGUCUUGAUUAACUUCAAAAUUGCCGCUCUCACUGAGAGUGUGACUUUUGAGAGCUCCUCCUACAACUUCGUAAUUAAGGAGAACGAACCUGAGGCCACGAUAGUCGGGGAGGUCAAGGCAUUAACAGGGAAUCCACUGGUUACAGUCAGCUAUAACAUGAAGUCACACGAAGAUGUCUUCUCUGUGGAUGGUGAGGGAAUCAUAAAAGCUCUCAGACCACUGGACAAGGAGGAAGAGGAGUGGUACAUCCUCACAGUAGAGGCCAUAGACUCCAGAACUCCUCCAAACACUGCAGAGACAAUGGUCAGCAUUCAGGUUGAGAACGUGAAUGAGGCUCCUGUGUUUGAGACUGAAAUAUAUGAGGCGGAAAUUUUCACUAUCACUCCAUACAAAUUCCCUAUAGUGAAGGUCCAGGCAUCAGACCCAGAUGUGGGCGAGAGCUCAGAAUUGCAGUAUUCCCUGGUGAAGUCCACAUCUCUGGUGGAAGUAGAGGCAAACACUGGUCAAAUCUAUGUACAGGAUGCAUCUAGUGUCGGAGACGGUCUGUUUCCCAUAGACGUUAAAGCCACGGAUAAACAUGGACUGUCCACAACUGCAACAGUACAGAUCAUAGUGAAAGACAGCGAAAGUGACAACGUUGUGGUCAUCUCUCUAAACCAGGCUUUGUUCACAGUGGAGAAAAAGAUACCAGAGAUUGAAGAUUCCAUGAAGAAAGCUUUAGGUUUGAAUGUGAAAAUCCUCAGUGUGAGAGCUAAGGAUGGGAUUGAGAUGCGCACCAUUCUCCGAGAGUCUACAGCCAAGACUUACAUCAGCUUCAUUGCGAUGGAUACCAGUGGUGCCGUCAUUGAAGCAACGGUGGUCAAAGAGAAACUGCAGAGUAAUCAUGAAGCUUUAAAAGUGGAACUGGAGAAGGUGUUUGGUUCCGAUUUGGAAUUCAAAGUGGAGGAUGGUUCUGGAAACAGUUCUGAAGAUUCCAGCGAAGCAGUACUUAUUGCUCUCAGUGUUCUGCUGGCUAUGUGCAUUGUGGGAAUUAUCGCUCUGACAACUGUCAAUCUCGUUAGGAAUAAGAAAAUGAAGGACACAGAUUCUGACAAAGAGAGCUUCAAUAUUGGCGGAAUACAGAACAGAUCAAGCAUUGACAAUGGUCUUAACUUUUCCAGCAAAAAAGAAGAAGCCAAAGAGGUUGAGUUCAGUAACACACGCGAGUUUGAAAGAUAUUCCGAAAAUGACGCAGAUUUGAGAAAUGGAAGCAGCAUCUCUGCCUUCUGAAAACAUCCCAAUGGAUAAAAGAUCCUCAAUACUUGUCAUUAUAAGAGUUCAUGAGUUUUCAAAUGAAUUCUGACACACUAUUAAAGCUCUGUUCCAUAAUAUAGUGAGUCGCAUUUUAAGGCAAUUCCAAAAGAUACAAGCAAAUCCCAUAAUGCAUUGUGACAAGACAGAGAGAAAUGUUGACUAUAAAUAUACUAUAUACUACUAUAUUAUACACAUUUUAUGCUUGCUGCCUAUGUAGCAUUUGCACCAUCAAUCACUUCUAGGUUUCAUUUCAGUUACGCUGCGGUCUUAAACUCACCUGUUUUUAGAAAAGAGCAAAAAAUCUCCUUUGUAUACAUGUUUUCCUUUCUUUUAAGUAAUAUGUACAUUCAACUGCCUUGCAUUUUGAUUUUCCACGUGGUCUUUUACAAAGGGAUUCGGACAUCCCAAAACCUGCAUACAAAUAACAGUAGGCUUUUGCACUUUAACCGGC
Molecule: messenger RNA, 3532 nt
Organism: Sinocyclocheilus grahami
Lineage: Eukaryota; Metazoa; Chordata; Actinopteri; Cypriniformes; Cyprinidae
Product: cadherin EGF LAG seven-pass G-type receptor 1-like
Exons: 15
Coding region: 1-3057 (1018 amino acids)
Biological process (GO): multicellular organism development; cell migration; homophilic cell-cell adhesion
Cellular component (GO): plasma membrane; catenin complex
Molecular function (GO): calcium ion binding; cadherin binding; beta-catenin binding
Source: RefSeq, a predicted model, not a curated record